This is a messenger RNA of Aplosporella prunicola CBS 121167, 807 nucleotides long. RefSeq lists its product as uncharacterized. The record is from RefSeq and is a predicted model, not a curated record. The transcript is spliced from 2 exons. Lineage: Eukaryota; Fungi; Ascomycota; Dothideomycetes; Botryosphaeriales; Aplosporellaceae. The coding region runs from base 184 to 807 and encodes 207 amino acids.
CACUCGACCAGCGCCCCGUGAUGCCUCGGUAGCAAGCUCAGUCCAAUACGGGUCAACCUACCUCCAGUAGCAGUUUCCAACCCACGUAAAGAAAUAUCUCGGCAAACGCAGUCGAUUCUUCGUGCAACUGUCUCCAAAACGUCGCCCCAAGAAAAGGCGUCUCACCAGUGAGCCAACAUCAACAUGGCUACAGCUACAUUCGAGAGCCUGAAGCCAGAGCUCCAACUCAUGCUCGAGCGGAUGAAGUACACAUUCGGCAACAAGCCCUGGAGCAAAGCGGUGCAAGAUCUCUGGGAGCAGGACAUUGCCAUCACGGCCCAACAGCUCUGCGACACUGACGAGAAGUACGCCGCCUUCGUGCUCGUGGGCCUCGACUACCUCUUCCCGUUUGCCAAGUUCGCGGACGGCGCCAUGGACGGCGCUCCGGGCGUGGACGGCGAGAUCGCGGAGAUUAUGCGUGGGAUGCCCAUCGAAAUUGACGAGACUGGUGAAGAGGAGCGUGAGAGCGACGACGAUGGAGAGGCCGUUGGUGGGACCAGUGGCUAUGAGGCAGAUCGCGAGAGGAGCGCCAGUGUUGAGCCCGAGGGUGCCGCGGGCGAGAAGAUCGGUUUGAAUGAGAAGAACAGGGCCGAAGGGUGGGGGUCAUCGGGCGAGAAGAGCUUAGUGAACGAGAAGGACACGAUUGACUACGAUAUGAGCUUUCCGAAGAAGAAGACCGCUAACGACUCGAACCGCACUCCAAAAACAAGCAUCUCCAGUAACCUCGUUGGCUCACCCAGAACCACCCUUCCACCAAGCAGCAAAUGA